Neopsephotus bourkii (Bourke's parrot) is the source of this 1453-nucleotide messenger RNA. RefSeq names its product coenzyme Q2, polyprenyltransferase (gene COQ2). Gene Ontology annotation, biological process: ubiquinone biosynthetic process. Gene Ontology annotation, cellular component: mitochondrial inner membrane. The record is from RefSeq and is a predicted model, not a curated record. The transcript is spliced from 7 exons. NCBI's taxonomy places the organism in Eukaryota, Metazoa, Chordata, Aves, Psittaciformes, Psittacidae. Bases 37 to 1098 code for a protein of 353 amino acids.
CACGUGUCACCCCCACGCCGGAAGCGCGGCGGCAAGAUGGCGGCGCUCUUGGCGCGGCUGUGCCGGGGAGCUCCCGGCCUCCGUGCCGCCCGCCUGCCUCUCGCCGCCGCCGCUGCUGCUCCGCCUCUGCGCCGCCCCUUCGCGCCGCCGGGACCGCAGCGCACGCUCAGCUUUUCGGCGUCCGAGCUGGUGCGAGCCGCGCCGGUGCCGCUGCAGCCAUACCUGCGCCUCAUGCGGCUGCACCAGCCCGCCGGGACGUGGCUGCUGUACCUGCCGUGCACAUGGAGCAUCGGCUUGGCGGCAGAGCCGGGCUGCCUCCCCGACUGGCACAUGCUGUCCCUGUUCGGCCUCGGGGCGGUGCUCAUGCGCGGAGCCGGCUGCACGAUCAACGACAUGUGGGAUCGCGACUAUGACAGAAAGGUGGCGAGGACGGCAAGCAGGCCCCUGGCAGCUGGAGAUAUCUCCACUUUCCAGUCCUUUGUUUUUCUUGGCGGACAACUAAGCUUGGCGCUUUGUGUGCUUCUGUGUCUGAAUUACUAUAGUAUCGCUCUGGGAGCAGCCUCUUUAUCUCUUGUGGUCACCUACCCUCUGAUGAAGAGAAUAACAUAUUGGCCACAGUUAGUUUUGGGACUUACAUUUAACUGGGGAGCCCUUCUUGGCUGGUCUGCCAUCAGAGGGUCAUGUGAAUGGUCUGUGUGUUUGCCCUUGUACUUAGCUGGAGUAAUGUGGACUCUGGUAUACGAUACCAUUUAUGCACACCAGGAUAAGAGAGAUGACAUCGUGAUCGGUGUGAAGUCAACAGCAUUACAGUUCAAGGAAGAUACGAAGCACUGGCUCAGUGGCUUCAGCCUUGCAAUGCUCUUGAGUUUAUGCAUGGCAGGAAUGAACUGUAACCAGACAUUCCCAUAUUACUCGGCUGUGGCUGCUGUAGGGGCUCACCUAGCACAUCAGAUUUACACUUUGGACAUAGACAAACCUGAAGACUGUUGGAAGAAAUUUGCUUCAAAUCGUACUGUUGGAGUUCUGCUCUUCAUAGGCAUUGUGCUUGGAAAUCUGUGGAAACAAAAAGACUUAAAAAAUGGAAAAGAAAACAGGUAGUUGAAAUUACUAUAAAUAGUUCAGCUGAAAUGAAAGUACUGUAAGAAAUAACUUAUAACUGUAGCUACUUUAUACUGUUUAUUUAUAAAAGCUGGUGAAAACAUUCUUGUUUCUAAAAACAUGCAAAUGAGGUUAUCCUACAGUGUAAGUUUUAAUCAUACUUAAAUGACUUCAACCUCCAUAGAAGCUUCAACAAGUGAAGCUGCUCUGCUGGUCCUGUGCAGUACAGGCAAACUUCUGUCAAGCUCUCAAGACUGCGAGCCCAGGAUUUUACAUGAAACAAAUAUCUCUUAGUGACAGCACGUGGCAAAAAGCAGAUGUAAAUAAAAUCUGUCUGUACGUGUUUGGUGUUCUG